Molecule: messenger RNA, 4037 nt
Organism: Rattus norvegicus (Norway rat)
Lineage: Eukaryota; Metazoa; Chordata; Mammalia; Rodentia; Muridae
Source: RefSeq, a predicted model, not a curated record
AUGGGUCAAGAGCUGUGUGCAAAGAGCCGGCAGCCAGGAUGCAGUUGCUACCACCGUUCGGAGGGAGGCGAGGCGCACAGCUGUCAGAGGAGCCAGCCUGGAAGCACCUCGGAGCCUGCUGUAUUUGAGCUAACAGACCUAAAAGAAGCAUCAUGUUCCUCGGCUUCAUUUCACCCCAGGGGACUCCAGGCUGCCAGAGUCCAGAAGUUGGAGAGUAAAAGGCCACGGAGUAACAGUGAUUCUUUUCAGGAAGAGAAUCUGAGGCAGGGGGUGCCAUGGAAGAAGAGCUUCCCUUUUGGGGCAGCCUCAUCUUACUUGAACUUGGAGAAGCUGGGUGAAGGUUCUUAUGCCACAGUUUACAAGGGCAUCAGCAGGAUAAAUGGACAACUGGUAGCUCUAAAAGUCAUCAGCAUGAACGCAGAGGAGGGAGUCCCUUUCACAGCCAUCCGGGAAGCGUCUCUCCUGAAGGGCUUGAAGCACGCCAAUAUUGUCCUCUUGCAUGACAUUGUUCACACCAAAGAGACUCUGACAUUCGUGUUUGAAUACAUGCAUACGGACCUGGCCCAGUACAUGUCUCAGCAUCCCGGAGGGCUUCAUCCUCACAAUGUCAGGCUUUUCAUGUUUCAACUUCUGCGGGGCCUGGCAUACAUCCACCACCAGCGUGUUCUCCACAGGGACCUGAAACCUCAGAACUUGCUCCUCAGUCACCUGGGAGAGCUCAAACUGGCUGAUUUUGGUCUUGCUCGAGCCAAGUCCAUUCCCAGCCAGACAUACUCUUCAGAAGUGGUGACACUCUGGUACCGGCCACCUGACGCUUUGCUGGGAGCCACCGAGUACUCCUCUGAGCUAGACAUAUGGGGCGCAGGCUGCAUCUUUAUCGAAAUGUUCCAGGGCCAACCUCUGUUUCCUGGGGUAUCCAACAUCCUUGAACAACUGGAGAAGAUCUGGGAGGUACUGGGAGUCCCUACGGAGGACACCUGGCCUGGGGUCUCCAAGCUGCCUAACUACAAUCCAGAAUGGUUCCCGCCACCUGAACCCCAGAGCCUGCAGACUGUCUGGAACAGGCUGGGUGGGGUUCCUGAAGCUGAAGACUUGGCCUCCCAGAUGCUAAAAGGCUUCCCCAGGGACCGUGUCUCAGCCCAAGAAGCACUCGUUCAUGAUUAUUUCAGUGUCCUGCCAUCCCAGCUGUACCAGCUUCCUGAUGAGGAGUCUCUCUUUGCAGUUUCCGGAGUGGAGCUAAAGCCAGAAAUGUGUGACCUUUCUGCCUCCUACAGGAAGGGACACCUCCUAGCCGGGGUUAACAAAUGUUGGUGAAAAGAAAAGGUGAGGUCAUCUACGUCUUUGCAGACCUGUAGCCAUUUGGUUUCCUGUGUCUGCUUACUAAGAAGCUUCGUGCCCUCAUUCAUACUGGAUCAGAGAUCUGUGUUCUCUCUCGCUGCCUGGAAUGUUUAAAAAUGUUGAAGGCAACGGUACAACACACAAAGAGAGUGCAAUGGAAGGUUAUUGCUGUUAUUGUUGCCUUAAAGAAAGAAAAGACAUAAACUGAGGUGACGUGAAAAGAGCUAGCUCUUCAGAACAGUUUCAACCAUUUUGAUGAGUCCCUGGGCCCAAAACUCUAUUUCUUUAUGGGACAGACUGGGAGACAGACAACUGGGAAGUUCUAGAGCCGGAGCUGGUAAUUGCUGAGGUCUGCCAUGCUUGUAUUCCCUUACAGUCCAGCCCACCCCCACCCCCGCCCCAACUGAAAGACUUCUGUGGCGUGGAGGGGAUUAGUCUGGCUUAGGGAGGUCUGUAGGAACGUGGUCCCUUGGAUAAAGUUGUCAACAAAUGGACUUGCUUGGGACUAUUUGUGAUGAUUCCAGGGUUCACUCUUCCUCCUCCAGUGGCUAUCACAGUGUUUACUGCUUAAGUACACCCAGAUUUCGGGAGUUCAAACUGGGCUGCCGGCUAGAGUUGAGUUUCAGCUCUCACCUGCUACCGAGUCCUAAUUGUCUUCAGAGAUGGCAAAAGCGACAAGGAACCUAAGCUCCCACUGAUGAUGGAGAUACUGGAGCUCCAGAGAUGCAAUUCAAUCGUGGGGCACCACCAGGCACAUGUGCACACAGAGACCCCUCAGCAGGAGAUCCGCCCGGCUGAUACACUCGUCCACUAAAGGAAGCUUGGGAAACUCAAAUUACUUCAUCAAGGGAUCAUCUCAGGCAAUAUAGUAGCCUAGAAACCAGAGACCACUAUGUAUCCUUUAGGAGGACGAACCAAUUAAGAGAGAAUUUAAAAAUGGUAACUAUCCACCCAGUGUCUGAGAUGAAAGAAGGGGGGAAAAAUGCAUGCAGAUAAUCCUCCAGAAAGCCGUCUUUGUGUAUAUGAGCAAGCCAUUGGACAAAACCUGCCCACUGCACCUGCAAGGUGAAGUGUGUGGGCUGGGUGGGGGCUGACAGGGUGUGUGUGUGCGCAGAGAACAGAUCGUAUUCAACCUAGCAAGAUGCCAGUGCGGAUAUGGUGUGGGAUUCAGACCUGUUCCGGUCAAGGAUUUUCAGUGACUACUUGAAUAAAUCAGAGAAAAUGCAUACCUUAUUCUUACAACUCACUGAAAUAACUACUAUUAUUAUUCCACCGUAUAAGCGUGGUCACGGAGGCUCUGAGAAGUUAAGUAAUUUCUCUAAGGCGCCAUCCCAGGGUUCAAAUGGAAAUUUCGAGGCUUGCUGUGUCCAGCGUCUGAGAUCUUUCCGGUAAUCACGUCUCUAUCGGAUUUGUAGACCAUUCUUCUGUUGAAGAGGCAGCUGAUGUUUCCCAUUGGAUCAUGAUUCGGGGGAUGCAGACCCGGAUAAUCAGCAGCAAGUCAAAACAAUGCUUACUCCCGUCAGGUUUUAAUCUGAUUUAAAUUCUUACACGUUGGGUUUUAAAUGCCCGCAACUUAAGUAAGGCUGUGUGACUUAGUGGGAAGUGGUGCUUUUAAGUAUGAGGUGAAUUAAUUACGUAAUCUAGCUGCCCCCAACAGAUAAUGCUAAUCCCUUCAGGCUACAGAAAUGAAAGAUUAAGACCAUGCCGCACAAGAGGAAAAACCGCUUAGCCACUUCUGAUCCGGGCACAUUUAAAUCAUUAAGCUCAACUCCACAUAUCACAUACCACACUUUAAAGGAAGCAGUCUACGAAAUAGAUGUUUAUUGAGCACCUUUUAGUUUGUGGAUCUAAUCUUGUGUAAUCUUCUUAACAACGCUAAGACAUAGUCAAGUGUACAGAGAACACUCAGUAUCAGAUGUAAGUCGCUAGGGUUUGAUGUACAAACUCUGUCCCCAAAGCCUGUUCUUCCCCAACACAUGUCCAACUCUGCUGCAUGCUCCAAGGUGGGCCACCAGGAAGAGCAAGGCAUGCGGGACAAGCUGCUGUAAGGGAAAACCCAGGAGCCAGAGACCCUCCUUCCAGUGGUCACAAGGCAAAGGGGCUGGUGGGCCACUGCACGGAUCGCUGCUGCUCUGGGUGGGUGGACCAGGAAGCCUCUCUAAACUCUCGCCGGCCCAUGCGCAUAGACAGAGUCCCCGCCACAGAGGUGGCUUCCUCUGCCUUCUGGACGGUAAGGAGGGCAAUAAGCCAAGGUUCCUAGGUGGAAGUAAGGAUUCUUGCAGAUUCUCGAACAUGGCCUCAAAAUGUCUGUGACAGACUGGCUGCAUUGGGGUGUCUAUACGGUCCUGUAGCUGCAGAACAGACUUGUUUUAUUAUCUAUGAAGCACUUUUUUUUUUUUUUAGUUAAAUGAACAAAUUAUCUUCUUUCGCCAUGAGGUGGUGAUGUACACCUUUAAUCCCAGCACUCAGGAGGCAGAAGCAGGCAGAUCUGUGAGUUCGAGGCCAGCCUGGUCUACAGAGUGAGUUCCAGGGCAGCCAAGGCUUCACAGAGAAACCCUGUCUCAAAACAAAAGACGAACAAUUAUCAUCUUUAAUUUUAAGUGGAAGACAAAUUAUCUAUGUACUUUUUUUCUCUCUCUUUCUUUCAAUGGGUCUGCCUAUUGGAAAGAUAAAUAAAAAUUAUGCAUAUGUCUCUAAAA